CGACACGACCCUAUACGACUAGUCUCUGCUGACCUCGAGAUCUUCAACUGCUCGUCUCGCACUACGAUCAAGCAACCUGUGUACGACCCCUAAAUUAUCCAUUGCAAGUGUAGGACGCAACGGUCUCCAUGUCUUUCUCCCCAAACCCAUACAAGCCUAUCGGCACUCCUGCUCCUGGACCUGCCCCUUACUAUGCUGAGAACCCAUACGCCCCGCCACAGCCCGGACAGUAUGGUUACGGACACGGCCAGGGCCCUAACCAGGGAUAUAGCGGAGACACCAAAUCGCCUUACGAGGGCGAAAGGUUCAAGCCGAAGAAGAGGAUCAACGAUCCCAUCUUCCUCAUUCUCUUCAUCGCCCAGCUGGUCGGAUUCGUCGUCAUCUCGGUCGUCACAGUGUCAAAGUUUGGAAAUGCUGGGGGGCUCGGUGGAGGUGUCGGAUCGGACAACACAGGGAAGAGUGUCACCUUGAACUACCAUACCGUCAUCCUGCUCCUGUUUGUAACAGGAGCAGCUAUAAUUUUGUCCGCAAUAUACCUCAUCCUGACACGCGCAUUUACGAGAGCAAUCAUGCACAUAACAUUGAUCUUGUCCAUCCUACUGAACAUUGGAAUCUGCGUAUAUUACUGGAUUACCAAGUACUACUCGGGAGCAAUCAUCUUCACUGUCAUCGCACUAUUCUCUGUCUUGUCGUACUGGGGAUACCGCUCGCGGAUCCCACUGGCCUCCCUGCUCCUUCAGGUCGUCAUGGACGUGACCAAGCACCAUCCGAGCGUGUACUUCGUGGCAUUCACAUCGCUCAUCUUGCAAGCUGCGCUUAGUGUGUGGUACACCUUCACAGUCAUUGCGACCUAUGUCCGAUACACCCCUGGUAGCCCGACCUGCGAUUUCGGCCAGUCGUGCUCCACAGCCAAGGUCAUCGGCUUCAUCAUCUUCGAAACCUUCUCCUUCCUUUGGACAUCCCAGGUGAUUGGCAACGUCGCGCUAGCGACGCUCGCCGGCGGGCCCUUCGGCAGCUGGUACUAUUUCGGUCCUCGCGAUGCCGGGCUGAUGCCCAAGCACCCCACGCUCUCGGCCUUCGUCCGCGCGUCGACCCUCUCGCUCGGCUCGAUCGCUUUCGGAUCUUUGAUCGUCACCCUCCUCGAGCUCGUCAAGAUGGUCUUGAAUGCGGCAAAAAACAGUGCCAACGCGGACGGUCACCCCGUCGAAGCUUGCCUGGCGCUGUGCGCGGAGUGCUUCAUCGGAUGCAUCGAAAGUGCCGUCGAGUACUUCAACCGCUAUGCGUACAUCGAGAUCGCGCUGUACGGCAAACCCUACAUCCAGGCGGCGAAGGAUACCUGGCGGCUGUUCAAGGACCGUGGCAUUGAUGCUCUCGUCAAUGACUCUCUCGUCGGCAUGACUCUCACCUGGGGCGCGUACGUGACAGGCCUACUCUGCUCCCUAUUCGGGUACCUCUACCUACGUUACACACAUCCAAGCUACAACGCGGACGGGCAAUAUACGGCUCCCGUCCUUCUGUUCGCCUUCCUCAUCGGACUACAGAGCUCGCUGACGCUGAUGUCUGCCAUUGAGGCCGGUGUUUCCACGAUCUUCGUUGGCCUUGGGGAAGACCCACAAGUUCUUGCCAUUCGCGCACCUGAGCUGUUCGCUUUGAUUGCACAGACGUACCCGCAGGUUGUCCAGGGAGUACCACGAGUGUAGGUGUCAGGUUAUGGGAUUAAAAUGGGAUCGUGGCCUUUGCUCGCUCUUUGUUGACUUUGUCGUGUGUGCAUAUAAUCAUGAGAGACAUACUCCAAUGCCGAGGAUAGACUUGCUGCGGAGGCGAGUCGGACUAUAGUGAG
Dichomitus squalens LYAD-421 SS1 is the source of this 1840-nucleotide messenger RNA. RefSeq lists its product as uncharacterized. Gene Ontology annotation, biological process: transmembrane transport. The transcript is spliced from 18 exons. Gene Ontology annotation, molecular function: transmembrane transporter activity. Gene Ontology annotation, cellular component: plasma membrane. Lineage: Eukaryota; Fungi; Basidiomycota; Agaricomycetes; Polyporales; Polyporaceae. The coding region runs from base 129 to 1700 and encodes 523 amino acids. The record is from RefSeq and is a predicted model, not a curated record.